Leptomonas pyrrhocoris is the source of this 792-nucleotide messenger RNA. Its product is annotated as putative Endonuclease III. Lineage: Eukaryota; Euglenozoa; Kinetoplastea; Trypanosomatida; Trypanosomatidae. Gene Ontology annotation, cellular component: nucleus. Bases 208 to 792 code for a protein of 194 amino acids. The record is from RefSeq and is a predicted model, not a curated record. Gene Ontology annotation, biological process: base-excision repair; nucleotide-excision repair; base-excision repair, AP site formation. Gene Ontology annotation, molecular function: DNA binding; DNA-(apurinic or apyrimidinic site) endonuclease activity; oxidized pyrimidine nucleobase lesion DNA N-glycosylase activity. The transcript has a single exon.
AGCUUCGUUGAUGUUUGCAGAGACCCGAAAAUGAAGAUCCCACUGUCGCGUCGCCCACCCACUGCAGUAUUUCAACCGCCAUCAAGCUGGCGCGUAGCCUACAAGCGUAUUGGAGAGUACAGACAUUCGCUCCCCAAACUGGACGGCGAUGAUCCGUCUUCGUGGUGGCGCGGCGAAAGUGGCGACCCAGAGACACGGCGCUUCCACAUGCUUGUUGGUUUGAUGCUGAGCGCUUUGGCAAGAGAGACGACGUGUGCGCCGGUAAUGAACAGCUUAAUUCAAGAUGGACUCACCCCGCAAAAGGUCCAGUCGAUGGGAGAGGAGAAGCUACGAGAGCGCAUCAAGACCGUCAACCUCUGCAACAACAAGGCGAAGCAUAUCGCACAAACUGCCGGCAUCAUCUUGCGUGACUACGACGGCAAGGUGCCGCGCAAGUACGAGGAGCUCAUCGCCCUUCCCGGUGUCGGUCCGAAGAUGGCCAAUUUGUUCUUCUCAGUUGCGGACAAUCGUUUAGUCGGGAUUGGCGUGGACACGCAUGUGCAUCGCGUUUCGCAGCGACUUGGGUGGGUGCCACCGACCGCGAAGACGCCCGAGGACACUCGCAAGUGUUUGGAGUCGUGGCUUCCCCGCGAGCAUUGGGCUGACCUCGACUUUGACUUUGUGACGUUGGGACAAGACUUCUGCCGCGCGAAAUAUCCGAAAUGUGAGGUUUUCUGCGUGCAAGAUCUUUGCCCGCACGGGCAACGCCUCAAGAAGCCUUACGUAGUAGGUUGUCUCGUUUGCGCUGUCUAG